AUGUCCAACAUAGCUUCGAGUUCGCUGCGGCAGGCUUCACGCAUUUGCUUGAAGCAGUCUACGUCUCCGACGUGCCUUGCGAGGAGUGCUACGGCUCGUGUGACGCGGUUAUCAAGCCAAAGGAGGGGAUAUGUUUCUGAGACGAAGAAGGGCAAUGCACAAGUCAACGUCGACACUGCCAUCCGGGCGGAGCAGAAGACGUUCUUCCAGGAGACCGGGAAGCAUCCAGAGGGCCAGAUUGUACCAGGAACCAGCGUAAACGCUGAUGCUAUGAUGAGUCCCAUGGCUGGUGUCCUCAAGCAAGCAACAGUUCUGGACCAAGGAGAAAGACCGAUUUACCUUGAUAUGCAAGCCACAACGCCCCUAGAUCCCCGAGUGUUGGAUGCGAUGCUUCCGUUCUAUACCGGACUCUAUGGCAACCCUCAUUCUAGAACGCAUGCUUAUGGCUGGGAAACCGACGAAGCAAUUGAACAGGCCCGUCAGAAUAUUGCCGAUCUUAUUGGUGCCCACCCUAAGGAAAUUAUCUUCACUAGUGGAGCUACGGAGAGCAACAACAUGAGUGUCAAGGGCGUUGCAAGAUUCUUCGGCAGGGCCGGAAAGAAGAACCACAUCAUAACUACGCAAACAGAGCAUAAAUGCGUGCUUGAUAGCUGCCGGCAUUUACAAGAUGAGGGGUUUGAAGUCACGUAUCUUCCUGUAAAGAGCAGUGGACUGAUCGAUAUGUCGGAUCUUGAAGCCGCGAUGCGACCAGAGACUGCCCUUGUCAGUAUAAUGUCGGUCAACAACGAAAUCGGUGUGAUACAACCGUUGGAAGAAAUUGGAAAGCUUUGCCGGUCGAAGAAGGUUUUCUUCCACACCGAUGCCGCCCAAGCUGUCGGGAAGAUCCCUAUGGAUGUCAAUAAGAUGCAAAUUGAUUUGAUGUCAAUUUCAUCGCAUAAGAUAUAUGGACCAAUGGGAAUUGGAGCAUGCUACGUUCGCAGGCGACCCAGAGUCCGCAUCGAUCCCAUUAUCACUGGAGGCGGUCAAGAGAGAGGCUUGAGGAGUGGUACUCUUGCCCCUGCAUUGGUGGUGGGAUUUGGUGAGGCCUGCCGAAUCGCCAAGGAAGAGCUCGUUUACGAUUCCCAACGGAUCAAAAAGCUUUCCGAUAGACUUCUUAGGGGCCUCCUGUCACUUGAGCACACGCAACAAAACGGGGACCCCAACCACUUCUACCCAGGGUGCGUCAAUGUAUCAUUCAGCUACGUCGAAGGCGAGUCGUUGUUGAUGGCACUUAAAGACAUCGCAUUGUCGUCUGGGAGUGCCUGUACAUCUGCAUCCCUUGAACCCAGCUAUGUCCUCCGUGCCCUCGGAAGCAGCGAUGAGAGCGCACACAGCAGUAUUCGCUUCGGUAUUGGUCGUUUCACUACCGAAUCAGAGAUUGACUACGUUUUGAAGGCAGUUAAUGAGAGAGUCUCAUUUUUGCGGGAGUUGAGCCCGCUUUGGGAACUUGUGCAAGAGGGAAUUGCACUCGAUAGUAUUCAGUGGAGCCAGCAUUAA
Molecule: messenger RNA, 1536 nt
Organism: Venustampulla echinocandica
Lineage: Eukaryota; Fungi; Ascomycota; Leotiomycetes; Helotiales; Pleuroascaceae
Exons: 3
Coding region: 1-1536 (511 amino acids)
Biological process (GO): [2Fe-2S] cluster assembly
Cellular component (GO): nucleus; mitochondrion; cytosol
Molecular function (GO): cysteine desulfurase activity; pyridoxal phosphate binding
Source: RefSeq, a predicted model, not a curated record